This is a messenger RNA of Lobosporangium transversale, 2088 nucleotides long. RefSeq lists its product as hypothetical. The record is from RefSeq and is a predicted model, not a curated record. Lineage: Eukaryota; Fungi; Mortierellomycota; Mortierellomycetes; Mortierellales; Mortierellaceae. The annotation marks the transcript as partial. The transcript is spliced from 2 exons. Gene Ontology annotation, molecular function: protein binding.
AAUCCUGAGGAGCAAGCGCUUUUUGAUCAGUUCCAACAAUUAGUCAAGGAGUUCCAGGAUGUUAUCCAGAAUAACCCACAGCUUGUGUCCCUCGCCGGAAGUAUCAUGAAUAAGAUUUUAAGCAAUGUCAAAGUGAAUGUCGAAUCGUUCGCAGACUACUUGCAAGAGCAGGCCCAGACUGUUCAGGGUUCUGCCUCUCAGGCUGUCAAUCAGGCGCAAGAGGCAGCUUCACGCGCUGCAGCCCAAGCCCAAGAAGCUGCUAUUCAGGCUGCUGCUCAGGCUGCUGCUCAGGCUGCUGCUCAGGCUAAAGAGGCAACAGCCAAGGCUAAUAAUCAAUAUAAAAUCCCUCGGUUCCAUGAACUUCGUCAACACCAUGCUAACCGCCCCAAGCAUCCAUUUGGCUAUAACCAUGGUUACCGACAUAGUAUGUUUGGAUCCGCAAUGCCAGGUAUGCCACCUGCACGCCCUGUAGCUCCUAUGCCUCCUAUGCCUCCUAUGCCUCCUAUGCCUCCUAUGCCUCCCAUGCCUCAUAUGCCUCAUAUGCCUUAUAUGCCGCCAAUGCCUUCUAUGUCUACAGUCUUCCCGAUCCCCCCUCUGACCCCGGUUCCACCGCCUGCAAUGCCUUUGUUCCCUUCAGUUCCGUUUAUGAACUCAUCUACAGAGGCCAACUCUUCUUCUGGACUUGGACGGAGUAAAAGUAUCCAUACCUCCAAGCCUUCGCCAUUUUCGAAGAAUUUCCCAUUCAGCAACGCAUUGCCAAAGGCAGACAGAUCAUUCACCAUCAAGACCCCUCGCUCUCCAGUGUCUAGCGACUCGGAGGCCAAAGAAGAGAUUAACUCUGUCAAACUUGGAAAGACUAAGGCUGUGGAUGCCGAAACUGACUCUAAUGAUGAAAUAUCGUCGUCUUCGAGUUCGUCCUCAUCUUCGGCUUCGUCCUCGGCUGCAUCGAUGCCGGGCUCCUUCCCAAAUAAUCCACCAGAGAUCCGUGUCAAGCCUAGAUAUGUCUGGGCGCCUCUCCCUGAUCAUGCCCAAACAUCCGGUCAGCCCACCAAGUAUGGUUGGGUGUGGAGCGAUAAACCUCACGAGGAUGAUAUUAAACCCUAUGUACCAAAGGCACCGGAGCCCAAUCCCAGGAAAACGUGGGUCUGGGGACGUAUGCCUGAUCAUGACCGAAAACAUCUUCCUCCUUUGGAACGUGCCAGAUACGGCUGGGUGUGGGGCACUGAGGCCGAAGUGGCCGAGGCUGACGCCAAAGCUAAUGAACGCGAUGCUGCGGAACAUGCUGAGAUUAAGGCACGUGAAGCUGAGGCCGAAGCCAAGGUGCGUGAAGCUGAAGCGGAGGAGAAGGCACGCGAGGCUGAGGCUGAGAUUAGGGCACGUGAAGCCGAGGUAUCAGAACCUGCACCCUUGUACACCUCAUCAAAUGAUGCAGGUUCAACACCUGGUUCGCUCCCGGGCAGACCAUCCGACUUUGGUUCAUUCCAUAGACCUGGUACCAACUCAGGCUCUGGGUCCAGUAGUGGAGCUUCCACAGCCGAUGCGGCUGAAAGACUCAGGCGCCGUCAGACAGUGCAUGAAUUCAGCCAGCAAGAAGAUGAAGAUGAAGAAGUCGAGAAUGCGAAUAGUUCUUUUUAUAACAGUCAAGGGCUUCAGGACCAAAUGAGAAGAUUCCAGACUUUGAAAGCUCGUAGGGCCGGAAGGCAAAAUUGCUUUGGUACCUUUAUCGAUGGAACUGCUGCCUCAUCACGGCCUGUUGUAGGUGGCGGCAGUCUGGCUGAUAUUUGGCCAGGUCCAGCAGUAUCUUCGGCAGAACCCUCUCGCUCUCAAGUCAACGUGCCGACAACCGUCCAUUCAUCCAAUCCAAGGCAGACAACAGUCCCAAGAACCGAGCCUGUGCAAGAUAGGACAGCCAGACCAUUGAGCACAGCAACAGAUGAUAUGAACCCGUUUGCGGAUCCCAAUGAAUUUGAGCAAGAAAUCCGGACGUUGAUCGACAUGGGUUUCCAGGACACGCCCGCAUUCCGAACAGUUGUGCGUGAUUUUGGAGGAGAGUUGGAGGCGAUUAUUGAUUUUUUGAUCAAACAUUAG